UAAAGUGGACUUCGUUCGAGUGAACGAGGCCAUUCAAGGUGUCCCAAAAAUAACCCUUAUAAUAGUUUGAACUAAUUCUUAAACGGGUCUCAAUGAAAGGUCAAAUUUAAGCUUGAGUAUGAGUUUUACUAGAGUCAUUUUAGGUAAAGGGAAAGCAACUAGAACCGGCUUAAAGAGCUCAGUCGGUCUCCUUUCCCCUUCUGGAAUAGCUACUAAAAGAUGUCAAAGCAGACUGUUCAGCAGUUCAAGUUCAGAGGAUGAUAAAUACAUUGAACCAAGGACAAAAGUCCCCACUUUUCAUUUUCAAGACAGCCUUCCUCGGCUACCAAUUCCAAAGUUAGAAGACACAUGUCGCAGGUAUCUGGAUGCACAGAAACCUUUGUUAACACCUGAACAAUAUGAAGACACUAAGCAACUUGUUGAAAAGUUUCAGAAACGUGAGGCUCCAGGCCUUCAUGCAGAGCUUAUACAGAAAGACAAGCGCAACAAACAUACAAGUUACAUAGCAGGUCCUUGGUAUGACAUGUAUUUAGAAGCCAGGGAUUCUGUAGUUCUAAACUACAAUCCAUUCUUGAUGUUCAAAGAUGAUCCAGUGGCUGAAAAUAAUAAUCAGGUUGUUAGGGCAACCAACAUGAUAAAGUCUGCGAUGAGGUUCAAAUUAUCAUUAGAUGAUCUUUUUCUUGAGCCUGAUAUAUUUCAUCUAAAUCCUAAAUCAAGUGACACACAGUGGUUUCGGAAUAUUAUAAGGUUUGUUCCUCGGCAGCUGUCUUGGUAUGGUGCAUUUCUUGUAAAAGCUUUUCCUCUGGACAUGAGUCAGUACAGCAGACUGUUUUGCUCCACACGGAUACCAGAGCUGAAAAAAGACAAACUGGCCACAUUUGAAACCGGACGGCAUAUUCUUGUCAUGAGAAAAGGAAACUUUUACGUGUUUGACACAAUCACAACAGAUGGUAACAUAGUCCCAACUGCCACCAUAUAUCAAAAUCUCAAAUACAUCAUUGAAGACUCCACCCCGGCCCCCAACUUCCCAGUAGCUGCUCUGACGUCAGAAAAUCGUGACAGUUGGGCGAGCAUGCGCCAUGCUUUGGAAGCCAUUCCAGGUAAUGAGGAGGUCCUCAAGUUGAUUGACAGCGCCGUGUUUGUUCUCUGUUUGGACGAUCAUGACGUUAGCAGUAUUGCGGAUGUUACGCGAACGUUUCUUCAUGGUGAUGGACGAAACAGAUGGUUCGACAAGUCAUUCCAGCUGAUAAUUUGCAACGAUGGUAAAGCAGCAGUUCAUUUUGAACAUGCUUGGGGCGAUGGAGUUGCUGUGUUGCGUUUCUUCAAUGAGGUUUAUAAAGACACUACGACUCGGCCGGCUUGCACCCCGGCCACCGCUCAAAACUUCAACGCGCAAGCGACCGCGAGAAAAUUGGACUUUAAAUUAAACCCUGAAAUUGAGAGAGGAAUCAGCGCCGCUAAAGAGAAAUUCGACAAAACUGUAAAUGGACUAGACAUUGCCGAGCUUCAGGUUCACACAUAUGGAAAAGAUUAUAUAAAGAGCAAGAAACUCAGCCCUGAUGCAAUCAUGCAGCUGGCUAUUCAGAUGGCUUUCUUUCGUCAAAACGGCAAGUUUGUUGCUACUUACGAAUCCUGCAGUACAGCAGCUUUCAGACACGGGCGAACAGAGACAAUAAGGCCAGCGUCCAACGCCACGGUAGCAUGCGCAGAAGCAUUUCAAAAAUCGCACCGAGCGGGGGUAGAGGAAAUGGUGGACAGAAUCCGUCGAGCUGCUGAUUGGCACUCAAAACUCACCAAAGAGGCUGCCAUGGGUCAAGGUUUUGACCGUCAUCUCUUCGCCUUGCGUACCUUGGCAGAGUCCACGGGUAAAGUUCCGGAUAUUUUCCAAGACCCAGCUUACAGACAAAUCAACCACAUCGUCCUCUCCACUAGUACCUUAUCUAGUCCCGCACUGAUGCUUGGCGGGUUUGGUCCCGUGGUACGGGACGGGUUUGGAGUGGGAUACGGGAUCCAAGAUGAUUGGCUGGGGUGUAACGUAACCAGCUAUCCACCGGAGAGAGAUGUGCGAGGGUUUUUGGAAUGUGUUCGACAGAGUUUAGAGGAUAUUUACAGUGUCUUAGAAGGAAAAAAUUUCAAAGAAUGA
Messenger RNA from Pocillopora verrucosa, 2143 nucleotides. Its product is annotated as carnitine O-palmitoyltransferase 2, mitochondrial-like. Gene Ontology annotation, cellular component: mitochondrion. Lineage: Eukaryota; Metazoa; Cnidaria; Anthozoa; Scleractinia; Pocilloporidae. The record is from RefSeq and is a predicted model, not a curated record. Gene Ontology annotation, molecular function: carnitine O-palmitoyltransferase activity. Gene Ontology annotation, biological process: fatty acid beta-oxidation.